Molecule: messenger RNA, 2625 nt
Organism: Xiphophorus couchianus (Monterrey platyfish)
Lineage: Eukaryota; Metazoa; Chordata; Actinopteri; Cyprinodontiformes; Poeciliidae
Product: regulator of G-protein signaling 21-like
Exons: 5
Coding region: 356-919 (187 amino acids)
Source: RefSeq, a predicted model, not a curated record
UUUGUUUGGUUAGACCAGCAAGGAGGAGAGUCUGAAAAGCAACAGCAGACGGGAAAGGAGAAGAAUCAGCGAGACAUAAUAGGGAGGAAGGCAUCAGGAGGAGGAAGGCAUUCAGGCACUGCAUGUGUUGUUUCGAACUGUGAAGUAGGAGGAGAAGCUCAGCAGGCGGGAGGAGGAGGAAGGGGUACUUCCUCUUUAGUCUGAGUAGAGCUGCUGAGGUAUCCCAGCAGCCCCAGGCUGUGGCGACAGGAAACCUUCGUAUAAAAAGCUGCAUCGCAGGGGGAACCCUCCUGAGUACCUCUUAGACACAGCAUGACCAGGACCAAGAGCCUGAGAGUGUGGACCUAACAAAACAAUGCCCAGCAUAAAAGCCAAACCACCCAGCACUCAUCACUUCAUCAUGGACCGAGAUGACAGGAACAGAAACAACACGCUUGGAAAGAACUUUAUGUGUCGACUCCAGUGCAUGUUCUCACAGACGCCUCAAUGCUCAGAGAGCGGGCUAAGUUUAGAAGACACCCAACAAUGGUCACAGUCUCUGGAAAGGCUUCUUGAAUCUAAAUAUGGACUGGCCACCUUUCGUAACUUCCUCAAAUCAGAAUAUAGUGAUGAGAAUAUUGAAUUUUGGCUCACUUGUGAGGACUACAAGAAGAUUAAGUCUUCAUUUAAAUUGUCCUCGAGAGCUAAGAAGAUUUAUGAGCAGUUCAUCAAAGCAGAAUCACCUAAAGAGAUCAACAUUGACUAUCACACUCGAGAGCAGAUCAAAAGAAACGUCAAGACUCCCACCAUGCACUGCUUUGACGAAGCUCAGAAGAUAGUUUACGGGCUGAUGGAAAGAGACUCGUACCCGCGGUUCCUCCGCUCGGACAUUUAUAGAACACUCCUGGAAAGCCUCGCUACUGACGCCACAACGGGAUGAAAGCACGGUCAGGAGGAGAGAGGAAGGAGAAGAAAACCCAUAACUGGAAUCUUUGAGGCUCCUUCAGGCGGAGGAACUGAAAACGAAAAGGAAGGAGGGUCAUCCAGUGUGGAACUAGGACACAAUCAGCGGCCCGCGCACAUCGGCGAUGCCACUCCUGCUCUACACUAAUUAAGGAGCGGAUCCCUACAUUUAGCACCACACACCUGAAGACUUUUUCUGAAGCAAAUUUUCCCAAUAAUGACCCCCUAGACCCUGUUGUCACAGGAUGAAGACUGUGCAGGACAACUGGACGCCUUUCGCUGUGAACGAAUUAGUAAGGUGACGGACUUCUGCAACAGUAAAGCUGCAACAUAUGCAAAGAAUGCACUAGUUGCCUUCUGGCCUUCUUUGGAGAGGUGUUUCCUGUGCAGAUAGAAGAUAAAAGAUACAACAGUCACAACUGCUUAACUCCCACUCUCUCACUUGUGUAUGUUAGAGAGGGGAAAAAAAGAGACACAAAGUGAAAUAAAAAAAGUAGAAUUUUAUUAUGGCACUUAAAUAUCAUUUACUCAGAAUAAGCUGUAGCCAAAGAGCUGGUCAAUAAAUCAGAGCACUAAGAGACAGAAAAUUCAUCGCAGGCUGAGGAUUUAAUAAUGAUCUGUCCUUAAAAUAGAGAACUAUUUUAAAGCAUCUUUAUUUCUUUAAUCUAAAUUGGGUUAGAAAUGCAUGUAUAUUUUUUAUUCAAAGGUGGCCCAUAGAGAAGUUUUUUGUCCCCUUUUUUCCCCUUUUCUUUUAACUUCUUUAGCAUUGAUUAUUGUCAGAAUAUCUUUUGCAAGUAUUGUCUUUAAACUGAUAUGUACAAAGAAAACAAAAUCAUGCACACUUUCUAAACUUCUUUGUGGAAUCUUGACAAAUAGUUGCAUAACUGAAACCAAGAACUUCCCAUUUUGAGACAGCCUACGUCACAUUUAAUUCGUCACUUGGUCAAUGGCUUGCCAAAACUCAAACCGACAUCUUACAGCACCGAAGCAUAAUGAGUUUUGCAUUUGAUAAUAGAAUUAGGACUACUAUUACACAGCAUGAAAAUGUGGUUAAACCUAUAUAUUCUGGGACUGGGCCUUAUUACUGAUUGUCAAAGCAUGAAUAAGAGUGAAUAAAUGCUUGUUAGGAGUUUAAUAGUUAAAUUAACUUAAAAUUUUAACAUUGUAUUAUUUAUUGCUUACUGUUCUGUCACAACUUGAGUGCAAAGUUUGUUGUAGAGUUGAAGUGCUUCUUUAACUGCUGGUGGAUUUAAAUGAUAUUAAAUUAUUUGAACCGCUUCAAAAAAAGAGAAGACUUUAUUUUCCUGAAUCACAUGGAUUUAAUCUCGUCAUCCUGACCUUUUUCAGUCCUAAAUAUAUUCAAAGAAGACAGCACACUUUUGGAAAAAGGCUGAUCUUAAAAGAUUGCGCCAUAAGCUCAAGUGAUGUUGGCACAUAACAGUCUGUGGUAUUGCACAAUAAUACGUCAUAGAAGCAUAAAAAAAAAAGUCAGCAGUUUUUAUGAACAUGUGCUAAAUGCUUAUGAGUCUCUUUAAUUUAAAUAUUUAAUUCAUUUUAUUUAAAGUUUCACGCAUUGUUUAUGUUGGAAAUUAUGAAAAUUAUAAUAAGAAAUCGAAAGAAGUAGUGGUAGUUUAAAAAUCCAACUUCUUUCAAAUGAGCACAGAUAUUACAGUUUUUUGUUUC